CUCCUCACAGACUCUCAGGGCUCUCUGCUGUGCUGCCCUUUCCAGACCCCGCUCCUGGUGGCCGUCACUGCCCGGCAGCCAGCUAUCGUCCACGAUUUGAUCCAGGCAGGAGCAGAUGUCAAUGCUGUAGACAACAAAGGGCAGUCAGCUCUGCACCUCGCUGCGACAUAUGGGUAUGCCCAGGUUCUCCAGGUGAUACUCUCACAAGGUCUCCCCCUUGAUUUAGAAAUGAAGGAUUUUGAAGGCCAUACCCCGCUGCACUGCGCCGUCCUGGCCCACAACACACUGCUGCGGGACCGGGGCCGCCUGGUGCUGCCAGAACAGCAGUGUGAAGAUCUGCGGCACCAGAGCCGGGAGCUGGAGACCUGCGUGCAGCAGCUGGUGCAGGCGGGAGCCUCCAUCUACAGCCGGGACGUGAAAAGCAACAAGACGGUUCUUCAUUACACCGUCCAGGAUGGGAACGUCUCCCUGCUCCGCUACUUCCUGGAGCUGAAUGCUUUCAAAUCCAAGGACUUCAUCAACAGCAAGGCUCAUGGAAACACAGCUCUGCACAUGGCAGCUGCGCUGCACGGUGACAAGAACCAGAAGGAAAUCGUCCAGUUGCUCCUUGACCACGGGGCUGACCCCAGCAUCCGAAACUUAGACAACGAUCAGCCGAUCCACAUGGCUCCUUCUGGGAAAGCUGGGGACCAGAUUAGGCAUUUGCUGAAGAGAGGGAAAGUCGCAUCGACAUUCAUUUCCUGCUGCCGAAAUGCCCGAUCCUAGGUUGCCUGCAGCUUCUGGAAUGGCUUCAACUUCAGCUUGCCAAAGGCACAAAGCGCCAUAGAACAACCACGAGGAUGGUUACCAGCAUGUCUCUGCCCCCAGAAUCUAUACACCGGAGUGGGAUAGCAGUGUUUCUCAACCUGUGGCCUUUGGACCAUGAGUAGCAUGGGAGAUAUCAAGAGAGAAGCUCUGAGAUGGUUGAAAAGCUUAUUUUGUUAACAGGGAAUGCUAAUAAUCCUGUUACACAAAUUAGCCAACAUUGAACGUGCAGCCACGCUUUGGUUUGGUGGCAAUGCAAGGCCAGAACACAAGGUGGUCCUUUGGCGAUAAGGGUUGAGAAAUACUGCUCAAAGCCAUGCUCACGUCCUGUGCAGGGGCACUGGGUGAAAUGCUGAAGCCUUUGUGAUGUGCAAUGACCUCGACUGUCCCUGCUAGCCUGGGAAUGCAUGAACAUGGGGGGGGGAGGGGAAAGGACUGGACUAAAGAGGUCGCACCAAGACUGGGGAGCUUCCAAGGGCACGGCUGAACUGAAGACCUCCAAGUGAGGGCUCCUGCAAGCUGCUGCUACUCCCGUUCUUAGCACUUUGUGGAAGGAAGCUGAAUCAGCUCUCCAUCGCCGCGGCCCUCGCCCCACCCCGUGGAAGGAGAGCAGAUGCUUGUGAGAGCGAGCACGAGGCGCAGGUUCUCUCCUAUCCCCAUCCCAUGUUAGGAAGUUCUUAUUCUUUCUGUGAAAUGAGUUGUGAAUUGCUGUGCAAUCAGCUGGCGGUGUGCGGGGCAAUAGGAGCGAAGGCAGGUGCCUGCAGGGGGUGAGAGCUCUGCUGUGACAGCGGUCACAGAGGGUGUCCCAUCCGCAGUGCACGUUCUGAAUGUUGCUGUUCUCUCAGCCUUGCACAAGUUGUUUUCUUCUAUCGGGACUGAGCUGAAGAAGGUGAAGGGCAAAUCUCUUCAAUCACCGCUGUGACUUCCUCCAUCACCCACUGACUCAAUGCGGCAGGGCUUUGUUAAGCACUUGUGAGUCUUGCAAACCCGGGCUGCUUCAACCACUGCUUUGCAGGCUCAAACAAAAGCUCUUAAGAAACGCAGGAAUCCUGAUUAGAGACCUUCUGACUUCCUCAUCCCUCCUCUGUGCUGGUUGGCUACUGCUUCUCACUACAUCAUGCCUACAAACCUGCCAGCGCCCUCUGACAAAAAAAAAGCAGAUGCACAUUUGCAUGUGUUUGCAUAAAUUUGCAUGUAUCUGGGCACGGGCCGGCUCAAGCAUGUGCUACCUUGCUUUGAUGGGAUGCUGUAACGAGACCCGAAUGAGUGAGAACUGCAUUGACGAGGCAAAGUGGUGGUCAAUAAAUUCUCUCUUUCUUGCCCUUGGGACAACCCCUCCCAGGGCUCAGAA
Numida meleagris (helmeted guineafowl) is the source of this 2155-nucleotide messenger RNA. RefSeq names its product NFKB inhibitor delta (gene NFKBID). The annotation marks the transcript as partial. Gene Ontology annotation, molecular function: protein binding. The record is from RefSeq and is a predicted model, not a curated record. Gene Ontology annotation, biological process: regulation of gene expression. Lineage: Eukaryota; Metazoa; Chordata; Aves; Galliformes; Numididae. Gene Ontology annotation, cellular component: nucleus. The transcript has 6 exons.